Molecule: messenger RNA, 1346 nt
Organism: Zingiber officinale
Lineage: Eukaryota; Viridiplantae; Streptophyta; Magnoliopsida; Zingiberales; Zingiberaceae
Exons: 7
Coding region: 100-1131 (343 amino acids)
Source: RefSeq, a predicted model, not a curated record
AGUCUUGGGUAACCUCUGCGCCUUUCUGCCCAGUAUGUUCCUUUCUUCCGGCUGGCUCCCGGCAUCACUACGCCUUUUGCUUUGCCCCUUUCAUCGCCAAUGGAAACCACGCGGAGUUCCAAAAGCAGCUCAGAACUCCGGCUGGAGAAUCCCUUCUCCCUCAAGGUUGCACAGGUCUUCACGGGGUUUGGCAUCGGCUGUGGGGUCGGCAUAGGCGUCGGCCGACCUAUAUAUCUAGGUAACGCCAUGCUUCCCUAUGCUAUCCCACCGUUCUUGCUGAUGGAUCCGAGAAGGUUUUUAGAGGCAAAGUUCGGUCUAUCGUCCGCCACCUGCGAUGGAUCGGGUGCUGUUCGAUCCCCUAGGGGUGCAAUACCGGCAAUUCAGCAUGUCUUGACGGCUGCUAGAGGUGCAACCGAUGCUUUUUCUGGAGUUGGAAGACACAUUAAUAGUUCUCUGAGGAAGUUGGGCUUGAAGAACAUUGAAGUUGGUGUUGGUUGCGGAGUUGGUGUAGGACAUGGCUUUGGUGUUGGACUUGCCUUGAAGCCUGGAAUGGUUAACCGGAUCCAGAAUAGUUUUGGGGAAGUGCUUGAGAAGGUUAUGAUAAAUGUAGGAAGUAUGCCCGUCUUAGCUUCUAUCCAAGGCGCCAUCUCUGGACCUGGUAAAAGCAAGGUGAACACCCUAAGUGGAACUCCUGCCGGGAAUGCAGAAGUCUCGAGUGACAAGGUGUCAGAGUUAAAGUUUGGAAAUACUUAUACAGGACCUACUGAAGAAGUUAUGCAUAAUUCAUAUGCAUCCAAAGAGCAGGUACCAGAAAGAGCAAUUACAAGUCACACCGAAAGGGUGAUCAACAAUUUCUUGCAGGAUCCCCUUUUCAAGGAUUCUGAGAUGAAAGUUAAUGAAAUGGUUGGAAAUUUGCACUUGGAAAACAAUGUGCUUGAAGUGCUGCUGACCCACCAGAGAGUCAUUGAAGAGUUGAUCGAGGAGAAUCAGAGACUGCAACAGAUACUCGAGGAGGAUUUGAAAAUUCCACCUUCCAAACUACAAAUCAAGCGCGGCAAUAAAGCAAAUGAUCAUUACCCAUGUGCCGACUGUUUUGAAUGCCGAAGGAGAAGACAAAAGACAAGAAGUUAGGAAAUGCAUGAGUUUCGGCAAUCGUUGCAUGGACAAGGUCUCGCCGUUUUACCGCUUACCGUGCCUCGGGGAAAUAAUGUGGUUUUCAUUAUUAUUUGUUAUAAUCUAGAUAUCGACCUCUAUGGGAUUAAUCUCGAAGAUAAUUGGUAUGAUCCUAAGAACAUUUUUAAUCAACUAUGAAGAUAAAUCAAAAAGUAUAUAUAUAUUUUAGUGGA